UGCGAUUCAGUCAAAGCGAGUAAUUUGCGACUUUGUGCUAAUUCCCUAGUUUCAACGCAACUUUCAAAAAUGGCACACGCUCAUUUGGACCUAUUGAGUUUUUCAAAUCCAGUUUUUAGCUCGUACGCUUACUGGGGCGCAAUUUUGGUAAUAAAAUGCUUUCUCAUGAGCCCGUGGACAAGCUACUUUCGCUAUAAAAACAAAGCUCCAAUAAGUCCAGAAGAUGUGUCGAUACACAAGUUUGUUGGUGCCCGUGGUGAAAUCAAAGUAAAUCACAGCCAUCCAGAGGUCGAACGGGUUCGAAGAGGCCACUUGAAUGACUUGGAAAAUAUUCUGCCGUAUUUGUUCGUCGGUUUAUUCUACGUACUGACGAACCCAUCGGUAUCGCUGGCCAAAACACUGUUCAAAGUAGCAGCUCUCGCUCGUAUCGUUCACACCAUUGUUUACACUGUUAUUGUGAUCCCACAACCAGCUCGAGGUACCGCCUGGGCUAUACACUAUGCCAUCGCGUUAUACAUGGCCAUUUCGGUUGUACUUUACAGCAAAUGAACUUAAAUUCCAUAUAUUUUUAAGAUUAUAAACCAGAAUAAGCAAUCGAAAUGUCAUUAACUAUGCUGAACAAAACCGGCACGCACACACGCAACAAACUUUAAUAAAUCAUAUAUGAUGAAUACAUGAAAAUCGUGUUCUGACCGAACAUGGUUGCCGUUUGUA
This is a messenger RNA of Sitodiplosis mosellana (orange wheat blossom midge), 714 nucleotides long. Its product is annotated as microsomal glutathione S-transferase 1-like. The transcript is spliced from 3 exons. The record is from RefSeq and is a predicted model, not a curated record. The coding region runs from base 70 to 549 and encodes 159 amino acids. NCBI's taxonomy places the organism in Eukaryota, Metazoa, Arthropoda, Insecta, Diptera, Cecidomyiidae. Gene Ontology annotation, cellular component: membrane.